Molecule: messenger RNA, 1449 nt
Organism: Fonsecaea monophora
Lineage: Eukaryota; Fungi; Ascomycota; Eurotiomycetes; Chaetothyriales; Herpotrichiellaceae
Exons: 2
Coding region: 1-1449 (482 amino acids)
Molecular function (GO): oxidoreductase activity
Source: RefSeq, a predicted model, not a curated record
AUGAGUAAGCGUGUUGCCAUCGUGGGCAGCGGCUGCUCAGGCCUGGGCGCUUUGUGGGCGCUCAACACCAGCACAAGUCAUGAAGUCCAUCUCUUCGAAGCCACGUCGCGACUAGGCGGACAUACGAAAUGCAUUUCCUACGAGGGACCCAACGGUCAGACGAUCCAAGUUGAUGCCGGCUUGCUUGCCAUCAACAACAACGCCACCUCCCCUAACUUUGUCCGAUUCCUCCAGGAGUUGGGUGUCCCGGUGAAGAAGACCGCCGUGACUUUUGGCGUCUCCCGCGAUCAAGGCGCCUUCGAGUGGGCAUGGACUUCGUGGUCGUCCGUCUUUGCCCAGAGGAGAAAUAUCUUCUGCCCUGACACGUGGAAGUUGGUGUUUGAGGUCAUCCGAUUCAAAGAGUUCGCACUCGAUCUUCUCCAAGAUGACGACGGGGAGGACGAAUCCAUCAUCCAGGAAAUCCAGCAAAAAAGGAUCCAACGUCGGUCCCAAGAAAGGAUCGGUGAAUAUCUCGACCGCGAGAAUUACUCUCAAGGGUUCCGUGAUAACUAUCUCAUUCCAAUGGUGGCUGCUAUAUUGGGCACGAACCUCGUUCGUUGUAUAUUGGAACUCCCCGCAGUCACGGUGGUGCGAUCCAUGUACAAUCAACACAUGCUGAAUAUGACUCCCAAAUCCUCAAAUUGGUGGACCAUCCCUGGUGGAAGUGGGCGGUAUAUCGAAGCAGUGGUGAAAGAUGUCCCGGACAAUCGGAUCCAUCUCGACUCGAAAGUCACCUCACUGACGCCAGGUGAAAAUGGCAUUGUCGUGUUGAGGGCAAAUGGGAAAGACCAUGGAUUUGACCACGUGAUAGUCGCGACACAGUGUGAACAGGCCCUGGAAAUGUUGCAGCCGAUCAUAUCCAGGGAAGAAUCUGACAUCUUGAAGGGUUUCCGGACAGAUAGGGUCGUUGCCGUAUUGCACUCGGAUCUCACGCUGAUGCCAAAGAGACGACAAGCAUGGUCAUCGUUGAACUUUGUCUCCGAGUCCCUAUUCCCGCCUACCAGAAGCAAGAACGUUUCCAGAGGCUGUCUGACAUACUGGAUGAAUGUACUCCAAGAACUGCCAGAGAGUCAGUUGGGCCCUAUUCUGAUCACACUAAAUCCCUUACACAUGCCCGAUCCUCGACUGGCCCAGGGCAUAUGGGAAUAUUCGCUUCCCUUGUAUGAUGCGGCUGCAAUCAAGUCGCAGAAACUGUUGUCCAAGAUUCAAAACACCAAGGGCAUUAGUUACUGCGGAGCCUGGACCAAGUGUGGCUUCCAUGAAGACGGCUUCAGUAGCGGCUUGUCUGUCGCCGUCGGUCAUCUGGGGGCAAAUCUGCCUUUCGACUUCGUGGAUCCAACAUUGUCCGGGGCUAACAAACCCAUGCUGACCUUGAAGAAUUAUUUGCUCAGGUUGGUCAUUCUCCUCUGA